AUGAGGAGGUUACCUGGGCCCUUGUUGGCGACUACACCCUUCAAAGCGCGGCCGCCGAGAGCUUUUCGAAGCCCUCGAAACGCACCAUGGCCGCCUACCACCCCAGUUAAGACCGGUCUCCGGUCUCUGUCGACCACGACGGACGAUGCCGACCACCAGAAACCGCGAUCGCAUCCCUUUCGCUUCGAGACCGGAGUAUCACUAUUCGCGAAACGACCCCCGAGACCUUUUCCCCCGCCCUUCCUCUCUCCUCCCUCCGGUUCCUUCUCCGAUCCUCUCAGCACCCACCACCGGAGCCGCGAUCGGCGCGCAAGAGUUGACGGCCAGAUCAUUCUCGGGCAGACGAACGGAGACGAUGCGGUUUUUGCGAGCGACAACUUUAUAUGUGCGAACGAUGGGGUCGGCGCGUGGUCGACGCGGCCUCGGGGACAUGCUGGGCUGUGGUCGCGCUUGAUUCUUCACUACUGGGCAACGGCGAUUCAGCAGGACGCUACGAACGAGGGGGAUCGUUUCAACCCCAACCCGGUGGCGUAUCUCCAGACGGCCUACGAGCAGACUCUGAAAGCGACAUCGGACCCGAAUGACUGGCAAGGGACCACGACAGCGAGCGGAGCACUCCUGCACUACAAAACUCUGGACGGCAGCAAGCAAGUGCCCCAAGUCUACGUGACGAACCUGGGCGACUGCCAGGUCAUGAUCCUCCGGCCUCGACACGAGAAGGUAGUCUACAAGACCAAGGAACAGUGGCACUGGUUCGACUGCCCCCGCCAGCUGGGAACCAAUAGCCCAGACACCCCAGAGAAGAACGCUGUCAUGGAUGUGGUGGAGAUACAGGAGGGAGACGUGGUUUUGGCCAUGUCGGACGGGGUCAUUGACAAUCUGUGGGAGCACGAGAUCAUCGGCAGCAUCCAGAACAGUAUACAACGCUGGGAAAAUGGCGAAGGAGGAGGGGACCGAGUCGAAGGCGACAGGACGGGCGGUGCGAACGGAGGCAUGAAGCUCGCUGCCGAGGAGCUAGUGGCCGCGGCGAAGAAGAUCGCGACUGACCCCUUUGCCGAAAGCCCAUUCAUGGAGCACGCGAUUGAGGAGGGCCUGCCCACGGAGGGAGUCGAGCACGUCAACACCUCGCCGCACAACGCCAAAAUGCGCGGAAAACGUAGCAAGCAGUAUCGCAAGCUGAUGAAUCAGUACUCCCUGACUUGGGGUUUCCGCGAACCGUACCAAUGCCUCGUCGAUGCUGAGAUCGUGGCGGAUACCCAGAAGGCCAAGUACGACCUGCUUGCCGGCCUCGAACGCACACUGCACGGCAAGGUCAAGCCCAUGAUCACACAAUGCGAGAUCCGCAAGCUGUACCUCCGUAAGAGCGAGCCCGGAAUGAACCACAUUAUCGACUUCGCGAAGACGCUCGAGCGACGACGAUGCGGCCACCUUCCGGAGGACUACCCCGAACCUCUGAGCACGAUGGACUGCUUCAAGGCCGUCGUCGACCCGAAGGGAACGCUGGUCAACAAGCACCGUUACUGCGUCGCCAGCCAGUCGAGCGACGUCCGCCGCAUGCUCCGCGAGAUCCCGGGCGUGCCCCAGAUCUACAUCAAGCGCUCGGUCAUGAUCCUCGAGCCGAUGGCGACGGACAGUCAGGAGAUUAGGGCCAAGGAGGAAAAGAGCAAGUUCCGCGACGGACUGAUCAGGCCCGAGAGGAAGAGGAAGCGCGAAGAUGACGAGGGGGAGAAGGAGGAGGAGGAGGACAAGGGCGAUGCGGCAUCGGCCGACGGAAAGACGGAAAAGAAGAAGGCGAAGAAGAGGGGGCCGAAGGGGCCGAACCCGUUGGCCGUGAAGAAGGCGAAGAAAGCCACGGACGGGGAACAAAAGCCGAAGCCUUCGACGACGGGUGAAGGCGGCGAGGGAGACGCGACCGCGAAGAAGAAGCGCAAGAGGAGACACAAAGGCAAUGCGGAGGGCGCCACCGAGAGCAGCGAAGCUGUGCCAGCGAGUGCGUCAGCGGAGCAGGCGGAUGGAAGCGCGUAG
Colletotrichum karsti is the source of this 2025-nucleotide messenger RNA. Its product is annotated as rRNA-processing protein utp23. Bases 1 to 2025 code for a protein of 674 amino acids. Lineage: Eukaryota; Fungi; Ascomycota; Sordariomycetes; Glomerellales; Glomerellaceae. The record is from RefSeq and is a predicted model, not a curated record. The transcript is spliced from 4 exons. Gene Ontology annotation, molecular function: small ribosomal subunit rRNA binding. Gene Ontology annotation, cellular component: small-subunit processome; nucleolus.